AUGUGCAACGGAUCUUCCACAAGAAUCUCGCAGGGAGGAGCCCUUGCUAUCCUGCGAUCCCCCGAGAGAGCGCCGGGGACCGACUACCGCGUCACCCUCCAGCAGACAGACGAUGUGGAGGGCCGUCUCACAGGGAACAUCCUGCUGCCGCAAGAGAACAGUAACAAUACAUCAUACCAAGACCUCAAGGCGUGCUGGCUGGAAAUACAUCGCGACGGCGAUCUAAUCCCGUCAUUAACCCGCGACUCAAUCCCUGCGCUGUACAGACUCGAAUUGAACAGCCUGGUGCGGCGCAAUGGCUCGCAGAGAGCAGCAUCCGCCACGCUGGACAGCGACCAGCCGAUCAGGCUGACCGUUGGCGAUGACGGCGUGAUCGGACGCAGAAUGUCGAUUGUCGACGGACGAAGCGGGAGCAAGAUCGCGGAGGGAGUCAUUGGAUGGAACUGA
Monascus purpureus is the source of this 447-nucleotide messenger RNA. The record is from the annotation of a GenBank genome assembly. Lineage: Eukaryota; Fungi; Ascomycota; Eurotiomycetes; Eurotiales; Aspergillaceae.